GUGAGGCGGGCGGAAGUGGCGCCGCGGGCGCUUCCGGGUGAGAGCGCGGGGAAAGCGGCGGGCGCGGUGAGGGCCGGGGAGGGUCCCAGCGGCGGUCGAGGCCGCCCCCGCGGCGGGUGCCGGGCACCAUGGGGCGCCGCAAGUCCAAGCGGAAGCCGCCGCCGAAGAAAAAGGUGACGGGGACGUUGGAGACGCAGUUUACGUGUCCGUUCUGCAACCACGAGAAGUCCUGCGACGUCAAGAUGGACCGAGCCCGCAACACGGGGGUGAUCUCCUGCACCGUCUGCCUGGAGGAGUUCCAGACGCCCAUUACCUAUCUGUCAGAGCCGGUGGACGUCUACAGCGACUGGAUCGAUGCCUGCGAAGCCGCCAACCAGUAGCGGUGUGGGGAGGACCCUAAAAUCCCCGGGGGGGGCCGUGUCUGAGACCCUCUGAGUGAGGCGUUAUGUUUACCUGCCCCUUGGUGACCUUUUCUUUACAUUUUUUAUUCUUCUGGCCCCGGCCUGGGGCAUUUGGCUCCCAGAGGGACCCAGAACGAGGUCCCCCUGCCCCCAGGAUGGUGUCCCCUGGGUGGGAGCUGGGGAGGGGGCUCACCCGGCCUUGCUGGGACCUGGAGCUGCGGGGAGACGGGGACCGGGGUGGGUGCCGUGGGUCAGCAGAGCCGACCUCGAAUAAACGAG
This is a messenger RNA of Cuculus canorus (common cuckoo), 680 nucleotides long. RefSeq names its product elongation factor 1 (gene ELOF1). Gene Ontology annotation, biological process: transcription elongation by RNA polymerase II. Gene Ontology annotation, molecular function: RNA polymerase II complex binding. The record is from RefSeq and is a predicted model, not a curated record. The coding region runs from base 129 to 380 and encodes 83 amino acids. Gene Ontology annotation, cellular component: transcription elongation factor complex. The transcript has 3 exons. NCBI's taxonomy places the organism in Eukaryota, Metazoa, Chordata, Aves, Cuculiformes, Cuculidae.